GCCGCCAUUGUAGCUGGUGAGCGCCAGCGCUCUGGCCGUACACCGUAGUCGUAGAGUCGAGGCAAGCCAGGCAGUGCUAGGCCCCGGCAGAUGGUGGAGUUACUUUCUCUGGGGGGAGGAAAAGCCGAGUUACAGGUGUGUGCCCUUGCGUAGUGCGUGAUCUGCAUUGGACCGGUCCUCUGUCGAAACCGGACCCCGACCCUUGUUUGUUUACAGUGCUCCAUAGUGGCUCGUGACAAUCUGUGAUUAUUCGACUCUUCAAGCUCUCGAGAGCUGAUGGGCAGAGGGGUGUGCAGCCAGAGCUAGGGACCAUGAGCAGCGUGACCUCACCCUUGCCGAGCCUCACCCCCGAGGUGCUGAAGAUGCGGCGGACCAUGGAGUCGCCGACCGAGGACUCCGACCAGGAGAGGACGGGGAACCCUAGCGUGUCUCCCCUGCCUCCCGCAGCGUCCCCCGCCCUGGCGUCCCCCAAGCGGGAGCCUCCCACCUCGCCCGUCAUGCUCGCCACCAUGACCCCAGUCAGUGUGGUCGAGUACGAAGAACAGGAGGCCGCAGCGGCUGCUGCAGCGGCCGCUCAACAGAAGACGGUCAUUUUCAUACCGCCCGGUCAGAGCUCGCAAGAAACCGUCAUCUAUGAUAACUCCUCCCAGAACCUGGAGUCUAGUAACGGGCCUGUGUCGGUUGUCGUACAACCUCCGGGAACCCAACUGAUCAACCAGACCGCGACUUAUCAAGGACCUCCAGGCACGACCGUGCUGGUCUUAUCGGAGCUGGUGGAGGACAUGUCUCCUCUUCUUGGAAUAAGGAAGCGCAAGGAGGCCGGCGAGGAGGGGCGGAUGGCCGAAGGUGAAGCUGGAGGCCCGGGGGAGGAAGGCGGGUGGCGAGCUUACUACGAACAUCCUCUGACAGCGGCGACCACAGCCAUGCUCAACAUCAGCGGUGGACCCUCGGAGGAGCAACCCCCGAGCUCCAUGGGGUUCAUCUACGAGUACUAUAAACUGCCCCAACUCUCUGACAAAGAGAAACUCUCUGAAAUCUGGCCGACGACCUCGGCGAGUGGAGCGAGCGCGAGUCUGCUCUCUUCGCAGAUCCGCUCGGCUAACGGCGUGGUGAGCGACUCAGGGCUGCAGCUGUCGGCACCGCCCCUGGGGGACCUGCAGGGUCUCUUCCUGCACCACCACCAGCCCUCGCACGUGAAGCGAGAGCCGGAAGACCUGAGCCACCACAGGAAGACCACCGACAAGAGUCGCCACAAGGUCGUCCUGGUGACCACCGCCGGAGGGCACCCCGACCUGGUGGUCGACGUGGUGAACAACAACAACAACACGACCAUCAAGGACGAGUUCAUCCACUCGCCGCAACACGGGAGCCGCUCCAUCAACGGCACGCCGUCCUCCACGUCCUCGCUGAUCACGGGGGACAACGCUCCCAUCGAGAUCAUCACAACGGACGGCCUCAAGACGGAGAUGUACAACAACCACAUCUUCACGGCGAUGUCCAACGCGCAGCCGCAGGGCAGCGGGACGCCGUCUCCCAUCCCCUACUCCGAGCACGCCACUCAGUACACGACGUCGGUGUCCCAGGGGUCGUCUGGCUACGUGACCACCUCGGCCGGCAGGGGGUCCGCGUCCUCGGGGUUCGCCGACCCCUACUACCGCGAGUACUUCUCGGAGCAGAGUCCCUACGGCGGCACGGUGCGGCAAGCCACCUACGCCGAUAGUCCGGAGGGUGCCGGCUCCACGGCGGCCGUCAACGCCUCCCUGAUGGAUCGUUACGUGAGGGGCAGCGCCUACCACAGCACCAAGGGGGUGAUCGCCGCCGCCGGGCUGACAGUGGAUCUACCCUCCCCGGACAGCGGCAUCGGCGCAGACGCCAUCACGCCUAGAGACCAAGCCGCCAUCCAACAGUCGUUCGACUACAGCGAGAUGUGCGGCACGCCGCUGCUAGAGGGAGCCGCCCAGCGCGCUAACCCCACCGCCCCCGGCGCUCGCUCCCGCCCCUGGCACGACUUCGGCCGCCAAAGCGACGCCGACAAGAUCCAAAUACCAAAAGUGUACAACCAGUACGGGUUCCGCUACCACCUGGAGACACCUAUCUCCACGAACCAGAGGCGCGAGGACGACCGAGUCACCUACAUCAACAAGGGCCAGUUCUACGGGAUCUCCAUGGAGUACGUACCGGAUCCCGACAAGCCCCUCAAGGCGCAGACCGUCAAGAGCAUAGUCAUGCUGAUGUUCCGAGAGGAAAAGAGUCCGGAAGAUGAGAUCAAGGCUUGGCAGUUCUGGCACGGAAGGCAACACAGCGUAAAACAGAGGAUACUGGAUGCCGACACGAAGAAUAGUGUAGGCCUGGUGGGGUGCAUAGAAGAGGUUUCCCAUAAUGCAAUCGCCGUCUACUGGAACCCACUGGAAAGCUCUGCUAAGAUUAACAUUGCCGUUCAAUGCCUCAGCACCGACUUCAGCAGUCAGAAAGGAGUCAAGGGGCUGCCACUUCAUUUACAGAUUGACACCUACGAAGACACCAGGGAAGGCCCUGUCUUCCAUAGAGGCUACUGUCAGAUCAAGGUCUUUUGUGAUAAGGGAGCCGAGCGUAAGACGAGAGACGAAGAGAGACGCGCGGCCAAGAGGAAGAUGACUGCCACUGGUCGCAAGAAGAUGGACGAACUGUAUCAUCCUGCCUGCGACCGGUCGGAGUUCUAUCACAUGCAGGAUCUCGCAAAGCCGCCCGUCCUCUUCUCGCCAGCUGAGGACAUCGAUAAGCUGACGUCAAUGGAACUCCAAGGCUUCUAUGGACAUGAGACUGACACCUCUAGUCUGUCCAAUGGUGAAGCUGGUUCUCUGAAGCAUACCUCCCCAUUCCUACUGCACUCUGGUGGGAAAGGUCCGUCCACGCCUACGCUCAAAUUCCACAAUCACUUUCCUCCAGACACGCUAAGUGACAAAAAGGAUUUGGAUGGAGCGUUGACGACAGAUGGCACUGUGUUUUCCAGCCCGCCGCUCAAAAGGCCCAAGAUGGUACCUCCACUCAAUGAGAGGGUGAUGCUCUACGUGCGACAGGACGCAGAGGAUGUGUACACUCCCUUGCAUGUCGCACCCCCCACCACCACAGGCCUGCUCAAUGCGAUUGAGAAUAAGUACAAAAUUUCUACUUCAAGCAUAAGUAACUUGUAUCGAAAAAACAAAAAAGGGAUUAUAGCCAAAAUUGAUGAUGAAAUGCUCAAGUAUUACUGCAACGAAGACAUGUUUUUAUUAGAAGUUCGACAAUCCGACGAGAGUGAAGAUCUCCUGGAUAUUCUGUUGGUAGAACUGAUGGAUCAUUAGCGUACUGUCGCUAGUUUCUCGUCUCAAGUCUUUCGUCACAUCACCAUGACAGUGUAUAUAGUCAAUAAACUGUUGCUGUUAUAUAUUAUUACAAAGUGUUAUGUACAUUUGUUAUAUUUUUUGUUAUCGCUGAGCUGUGGGACUCUGGUGAUAUCUAGCGAUGUCGGAUGUCAUGGGAAAUCAGUGCAAAUUUAGUGCUAAUACUCGAGAAUCUUGCCAUUUAGUCGUCGGUUAUAGAUUUGACAUAGUCGUUAAUACUCGGUACUUGUCGACGGUUGUACUCGUUAGGUUAUAUAUGAUCUCAAUCAAAAUGAAACAAGCCAUAACCUGCAGGGACCUGCAGGGUUGUAACCAAUCAAAAUGUUGCAUAGUCAGAGGGGAAAGGUCUGUGCUCAAUACUUUUGUUGUUGUUGUCUCUAUUUUAGCCCACGGGAUUUUACCGUGUUCUAGAUCCAAGUGAUUCCCUCGAUAGAAUUUCUGUGAACUACAAAACUCGUAGUUUUGUAAUUUUGUAAAGAUAUAUGUAAGUAAAAUUCUUCUAUUAAUUCAUUGGUUCAAUGUAAUGCGUUACGUUACACUUUGAGAUCUUGUUUUAUGAUAUUGAAAUAUUGUGAUAAUGAAAAGUUAAGUCACCAAUAUUGUUAGUUUGGUUGUUGUGUUGCAAUUUCUUGAAAUACACAUGUUCUUGCUACUUCUAGCCGAUUUAUUAUGAAAAUAAAUUCUCUAGCGUGCAAGAGCA
This is a messenger RNA of Homalodisca vitripennis (glassy-winged sharpshooter), 4059 nucleotides long. RefSeq names its product protein grainyhead (gene grh). Gene Ontology annotation, molecular function: DNA-binding transcription activator activity, RNA polymerase II-specific; RNA polymerase II cis-regulatory region sequence-specific DNA binding. NCBI's taxonomy places the organism in Eukaryota, Metazoa, Arthropoda, Insecta, Hemiptera, Cicadellidae. Bases 312 to 3320 code for a protein of 1002 amino acids. The transcript is spliced from 17 exons. Gene Ontology annotation, cellular component: nucleus. Gene Ontology annotation, biological process: regulation of transcription by RNA polymerase II. The record is from RefSeq and is a predicted model, not a curated record.